This is a messenger RNA of Apodemus sylvaticus (European woodmouse), 1437 nucleotides long. Its product is annotated as olfactory receptor 50-like. Gene Ontology annotation, biological process: G protein-coupled receptor signaling pathway. Gene Ontology annotation, cellular component: membrane. Lineage: Eukaryota; Metazoa; Chordata; Mammalia; Rodentia; Muridae. The record is from RefSeq and is a predicted model, not a curated record. The coding region runs from base 1 to 1437 and encodes 478 amino acids. The transcript has 2 exons. Gene Ontology annotation, molecular function: G protein-coupled receptor activity; olfactory receptor activity.
AUGAGGCUCAAGAACCAUAGCAGUGUGUUUGAGUUCCUUCUCCUGGGGCUUCCCAUCAGACCAGAGCAGGGGGGCAUCUUCUUUUCCCUGUUCCUGGCCAUGUACGUGACAACUGUGCUAGGCAACCUGCUUAUCAUCCUGCUCAUCAGGCUGGACUCUCGCCUCCACACCCCCAUGUACUUCUUCCUCAGCCACUUGGCUUUUACAGACAUUUCUUUUUCAUCUGUCACUGUUCCGAAGAUGUUAACAAAAGGGCAGAACCAGCACAUACCCAUAACCUAUGAGGGGUGUGUUUCACAGACCUACUUCUUCAUAUUCUUUGCUGACUUGGACAGUUUCCUUAUCACUUCAAUGGCCUAUGACAGGUACAUGGCCAUCUGUCACCCUCUCCAUUACACCACCAUCAUGAGUCACAGACGUUGUGCCAUGUUAGUAGCUCUGUCCUGGGUCAUAGCUUGUGCUUGUGCUCUUUUGCACACUAUCCUUCUAGACCACCUUUCCUUCUGUGAUAAUGAGAGCACUGUGUCUGAGUUCAUCCUCCUGGGGCUCCCCAUCAGAGGAGAGUACAAAGGCCUGUACUCUGCCUUGUUCAUGGUCAUGUACCUGACAACUGUGCUGGGGAACCUGCUCAUCAUCCUGCUCAUCAGGCUGGACUCUCACCUCCACACCCCCAUGUACUUCUUUCUUAGCCACUUGGCCCUCACAGACAUCUCUUUCUCAUCAGUCACAGCUCCAAAAAUGCUCAUAAAUAUGCUGACACACAGUCAGUCCAUCUCAUAUGCUGGCUGUGUUUCCCAGGUAUAUUUUUACAUAAUUUUUUGUAAUCUUGACAGCCUCCUUCUGACCUCCAUGGCCUAUGACAGGUAUGUGGCAAUCUGCCACCCUCUACAUUAUACCAACAUCAUGAGCCAGACGCUCUGUGUUCUUUUAUUAGCUGUGUCCUGGGCCUUAUCUACUGCCAAUUCCCUUGUUCACACCCUAUUGUUGACUCGCCUAUCUCACUUUAGAAACAAUGCCAUCCCCCACUAUUUCUGUGACCUCUCUACCUUGCUGAAGCUGUCCAGCUCAGACACCACCAUCAAUGAGCUGGUCAUCCUUGUUUUAGGUAAUGCAGUCAUUACCCUGCCAUUCAUAUGCAUUCUGGUCUCUUAUGGCUAUAUUGGAGUCACCAUUCUAAAAACUCCCUCCAUCAAGGGAAUCCGCAAAGCCUUGUCCACGUGUGGCUCUCAUCUCUGUGUGGUUUCUUUGUACUAUGGAGCUAUCAUUGGACUAUAUUUUGUUCCCUCAUCUAAUAACACUAACGACGAAGAUGUGAUUGUAGCUGUGAUGUACAAUGUGGUCAUACCCAUGCUUAAUCCCUUUAUUUAUAGUCUGAGGAAUCGUGACAUGAAAGGAACACUGAGAAAUAUCCUCAACAGAAGACUGUGUUCACAAUGA